Messenger RNA from Spizellomyces punctatus DAOM BR117, 1148 nucleotides. RefSeq lists its product as uncharacterized. NCBI's taxonomy places the organism in Eukaryota, Fungi, Chytridiomycota, Chytridiomycetes, Spizellomycetales, Spizellomycetaceae. Bases 38 to 1003 code for a protein of 321 amino acids. The transcript has a single exon. Gene Ontology annotation, molecular function: protein binding. The record is from RefSeq and is a predicted model, not a curated record.
AUGAACGACAUUCAUUUUCCUCGAACCCCAUCCAACCAUGGUAGAUCUCUCCCCAGACCUCUGGCUCCACAUUCUCUCCUACCUCCCACUAAAAGCCCUCCCCCGCCUCCUAGUCCUCUCAAAAUCCUUUUCCGAACUCUUCCACCCGUCGCUCUUUUACGCCCUUAAACGGUCCGGCUCACACAUCAAAAUCGUCUCCAGCGACACAACACUCUUGUUACGCCCUUUUGCAUUUUCCAUUGCUGAUAAUGUCAUCUCCUUCAUACCCGCACGUCAGUACCGCCUUCACUCGCCGAUCAAGGUCGUCCUAGAGGGAUGGGAAACGGACGGCGAGGAAAAGGAGACAGGAGGAGACGAUAGGGUGUUAGCUCUGGAAAUGUUUCAUGUGGCCUAUCGAGAAGAAUUGGAAAGAAUUUAUUAUCUGGAGGGGGAAGAAUGUGUGGGUGAAGUGGAUAUGGUUGUGCUGUAUGACAGGGAUGAGGAAGGAGUCGUGGUGCGGGAAGUGCGUGUUACACCAGGAUGGAUUUACAUGGGAUUGGGUGGACGCAAAACCCAGGUGCAGAGAUCCAUUCAUCCAAACAGGAUGAAAGCGCUCGUGGAAGUAGCGCACCAGAAAGGGCUAACGUCCUUUAAUGUCCGUGCCGAGCCCGUGUUACGGUAUCUCGUCUCUGGCAUGUCCCUCUCCAAAGCCGUUAGUACACUUGUGGAAGGCAAUGGUCUCUGGGACAGGCGCAGUAAACUCGAACAGGCUUGCAAGGGCCGCGGGAUAGAUGCGAGCAUAUUAUGGAAAUAUGGCCUCGCCAAACGGUUCAUGGCUAAAAAGACUCGACUAGAUGAAGGGGAGUUGGAGGAGACAAUUCGGAAAAUGGUUGCGGUUGAAAAGUCUUUUAAUGUCAUGUUCUCUAGGGAGGCGGAUGGGGAGGUGGAAAGGAAGGAAAGCAGAAGUAGAUGGUGGUGGCCGUUUCGUGCAGGACCACCGACAUUUGGAGGCGGCAGUUCAUAGAGAUCAUUCUAUUUUUGUAAUCAAAUAUGACGUGCCUGUAGUCCAAGGCAUCCAUUUGCUUUGGAUACGACUACACAAAAGACUGAUCCAGCGUAGAUUAUAAAAUGCUUCAUGUAUUAUGUAUAAAGACUCUACAAUUUUGCCU